AUGAAGGCUGUUCGCAUGUAUGGGGCCGGAGACAUGAGGUCUAUCAGCAGAGGGGGGAUGCGGAGGAGAGGGCUGGAGGUUGCCAGGAGGUGGGUGUGUGUGAGCGAGAGCCACGGAGGCUACCCCUCUAUGCAGGGGUCUAACAUAUCAAAGCCAUGGGACCGCGGGGAGAACGGAGCGGGUGGAUGGAGCCAGGGGCUUCAUAUUAGCGGGGGUUGGCUUUUUGUUCCUCGCCCUGCACCGGGAUCUUCUGAAAAGAUCAGUGAACAGGCGAUUGGUCACGGCUCCUGUAGUGCUGUGUUGUGA
This is a messenger RNA of Knipowitschia caucasica, 306 nucleotides long. The record is from the annotation of a GenBank genome assembly. Lineage: Eukaryota; Metazoa; Chordata; Actinopteri; Gobiiformes; Gobiidae.